AUGGAGGAGCCUGGGAUCUUCGAUCGCUUCACGAAGCUUGGAGAGGAGCUCUUCAACAGCGCUGGUUCCCUCAUGGGCGAGCAUGCGCCGCAUGACAACCGCUAUAAGCACCAUGGCGCUCAACGGAGCCCAUCGGCAGAGAGGGAGGAGCCAAAGCAGAGGAACGCAAGAAGCCUCUCUCCUCCUCUAAACCUGCGAGGUCACUGCGGGCUUGUCAUCAUCCCCAACGAGCGAGGGGAGGUCGUCAUCGAGUCUAUCAUCGCCGGGAGCCCCGCUGCCAGGACUGGCUGGCUGUGCAACGGAGACGUCAUCUUCGCCAUCGACGGGCAGCGUGUGCCGCACAACGUGGGGAUGGUGAAGUCGAUGCUGUCAGGGGGAGUUGGGGAGAUGGUCGACCUGACGGUGAAGCGCUACGUGGUGGCUGGGGAAGCGAGGAGAGACGAGCGAGGAAAGUUCAGGUUGAUCAACGUGAAGCUUAAGAGGACGCAGGUCAUGGAGGAGGCAGCAGACGUUCAAGAGCUGGCACGAACGCGACCAGCUGCUGUCCCUCGCCUGCCCAUAGAACGCAGUCUCAGCCAGCACCAACCUGUCAAGCCUUCUGCCCCUGCGACUGAAGAAGUUAACCCGCAUAAGGCACCUGUGAUUUCUCGACCCCGCCUGCCCAUCAGGCUUGCGGCACCUCAGCCUCAGUCCUCCAGUCCCUCUGCCUCCAACGGCCACCAGCAUGUCGAUGAGAGUGGAAGAGGAGGGGCUGAGACAGGGCGGCUGCAGCAGGACGUGAAGGCUCUGUCGUUAGAGAGAACCAUGCUGCUCGCCAGCAUCGAAGAACUCAAGCGCGAGGCGACGCAGAGAAAGGAGGAGAUCGAGCAGCUGCAGUCCAACCGGCUGUCACUCCAGGAGAGUCUGCAGGAGUACGAGAGGGACAGGCAGUAUGUGCUCGCGCAGACCCGAGCGGCGCAGGAGGAGAUGCGGGAAGCGCUUGCAGCUGUGGAGGAGCUCGGGAUCGGGUUCAAGUCCAUGACAGCCGAUGUGGAGCGAAGCGAGGAGGAUGAGAUCAAGCGCGUGAUGACGCUGCUGGAGUCAGCCAACGAGACUCAGAAGCAUCUCAACGAGACCGUCAUGGCCGUCGGGAAGCUCGCGAAGCGUGUCGAGGCAAACAAGAACUCGGACGAGCGACAAGGAUCAGCUGGCGAUCAGCUGCUAGAGCAAGUGACGGCAGAGAGAGAGGACGCGAGAGGGAGAGAAGCAUCGAUGAGCCUCGUGCUGCAGCAGACCCGUGGGGAGCUCGCGGAAAUGCGAUCGAAGAUGGCGAGGAUGGAAGGCGAGCUGCUGGAGGCGAGGCAGAACUUACAGGCCACGCAGCAGGAGAGGAAGUCGGCGAGGGAUGAGGCGGAGAGGUGGAGGAUGCGAUGCGAAGUGAUCUCGCAGGCGGAAAGAGAUCUCAGCCAGUCGCUGCAAGAGAUGGGGAAAGAGAGGAGCAUGCUGCAGGAAAGGAUGAGGCAGCAGGAUGCCCUUGUGGAUCAGCUGGCUGUCAGGAUAAUCAGCCUCCACGAGCUAGCGAGAGGAGGCGAGAGGAGCGGAGAGACGAGGAGCGAGCAGCUCCCCAACAUGCUUGAGGAGGUACAUCAACACAUGGAGCGACUGACAAGGUCGAAAGGACAAGAGUUUCCUGCCGUUGACGAGCACGAGACAAGAGAGUCGCUUGAGAAGAAGCUGGCGGAGAUGCGAGAGAUGAUGGACAGGGCGAGGAAGUUCUACCAGGACUACAAGGAGGGGAAGGAGAUCGAGCUCAGGGCCCUCGAGUACGAGCUUGUCCAACAAGCCGCUCGCUUCCGGCGACGCGAGAGCGAGCGUCAAGUGACGAUGUUGAACCCUCGGGGCCAUCGCUCGCUCUCACCCGUCAGCCGGCGAUCCAUCGACAAGGCCUCGGAGGUCAGGCAAGUCUGACCGUACGGUCCGAGCGCCGGGCAGGCGCUGACACGGCGCGGCCGGCCGCGUGACUCUGUGAGCCUGCGGUCCGUCAGGCGGGCGGGCGGUCGGUCCCGGUGCGGCGGCCACGUGGCGGCCCGGGGGGCGGCGGAGGGGCGCGGCGACUCAGUCGGAGGCCGCCGGCGGCGCCGCGCGCGCCGCGGCAAGCCUCGGAGUCCGCCGAGUCACCGUCGGGGGCGGGCCAUCACGAGUCAUGCGGCGGAGUCCGGUCCCGGAUGUGACACUGGCUGCCGUACAGUACGGUGCCCCGCCAGGCGGUGCGGCACUGAAGCCCGGCGUACUGAGGCUGAUCCGACGGAUGCGAGAGUCACCGCCGCCGAGGCGAGCUGCCAGCGGCCCGGCGCCGAGCCUGAGUGAGGGCCCGGGCCAGGACGUAGUACCCGGCGUACGGUUUCCGCCCCGGCGGAGGCAACUUGACUCCGCGGCUGCCCGGCCAGGCGAACCGUUCGGAAGGCUUGCCAGUGACUGUGACUCCCGGGCCGAGCUUAGUAAAUUAAUUAUACUACGGCUCAGUCGCCGCGCCC
Guillardia theta CCMP2712 is the source of this 2513-nucleotide messenger RNA. RefSeq lists its product as hypothetical. The record is from RefSeq and is a predicted model, not a curated record. The transcript is spliced from 6 exons. Gene Ontology annotation, molecular function: protein binding. Bases 1 to 1947 code for a protein of 648 amino acids. NCBI's taxonomy places the organism in Eukaryota, Cryptophyceae, Pyrenomonadales, Geminigeraceae.